This is a messenger RNA of Miscanthus lutarioriparius, 2280 nucleotides long. The record is from the annotation of a GenBank genome assembly. NCBI's taxonomy places the organism in Eukaryota, Viridiplantae, Streptophyta, Magnoliopsida, Poales, Poaceae.
AUGGGGGAGCGGGGGUUCAGGCGGCCGAUGUAUAUAGCUUUUCCUUGCCCACCGGUGGAGUCAUCGCCGGCAGUGGCUGUGGUGUUGCCUGGCUUCUUCGUCGUGGAGGAGUUGAGGCGUGGAUGCUUUGUCUGCGUUAGCGUCUAUGAUGUGGAGGAGCUAAGGUAUGUCUUCCCUAGCAACGAUUGCUUGGUGGAGGUGUCGUUGCUGUUGGGGAAUAAUACCCUCCGGCUAGGGUUCCACUUCACCGGCGAGCGCUUCAUUGCUGGUGACGAGUGUGUGAGGCCAGAAUCUUCUAGAUCUGGAAGAUUAGCCGGUGUUUUGCUUUCUCUGGAUCUCGUGGGUUCCGGUGUAGGAGUCCGCUGCUUGGUGCCUCGGUCAGGAAUGGUGGAGGUGCUGGCAGCUCGAUGCAGAGAGAUGGCUGGUGGGUUUGUGGUCUUCUGGUGGAUGGAUAUGUGCUUUGGUGUCGUUGAUUGUGGGCGACGUGCAUUGGUCCUUGGUCAGGGGAGCAUGGGGUGCGUCCUCGGCCGAUGUUCCUUCAUGGAUGUGUUCUACUGUGGCUCGAGUCAAAGCCUUGGUGCGAUGGUGCUUCCUCUGGCCGUGAUGUUGCCGUUCUCUCCCAACUCCGGCGGUGGCUUCGGUGACGACGGAGGUGGACGACGAGCGGUGUCGACAUGUGGAGCUGAUCCAAAUGCGACCGCCAGGGUGCUUCUUCGUUCGCUCAAGCCAUCCCUGCAUGCCAACGUCGACUGCACGGCGCUCUUCGCCGCAAUCGCCGGCGUCAAGAGGGACACGAAGGUGCGGCUGGGCGCGUGGUCAUGGGACACAGCCACCGGCGAGGAGCUCCGCGUGGGCGCCGGGCUCGCCGAACCCUAUGACGCCGUCUGGUGCGCCGUGGAGUACUACGAGGCCACGGGCUCCAUCCUGUGCAUGCUCUUCCAGAACGGGUACACGGUGAGCGGUGCGCACCUCGGCCGGACGCUCGUCCACCACGCCAUCCUCAGCGGCAGCGCCGGCGCCGUACAUACCUUGCUGGUGUCUGGCGCGGACUCCGAGGCUCCCGUGAAGACCUCCAGGAGCAGCAGGUCCAGGGCGGUUCACCUGGCCGCGCGGCUCGGCCAGCCGGAGAUCCUGCAGACUUUGCUUGACAAGGGCUGCGACAUGAACAUAAGGGCGGACGCCGGCGACAGUGCGGCCAUCCUCUGUUCGCGCCACAAACGAGAGGACUGCCUGAGAGUUCUCGUGACCGCCGGAGCUGAUGUCGCGCUGUUGAACUCGGCAGGCGAGUCCCCGGCUUCUGUCGCUUCUUCAGGUGGAUGGAACAGCGGCUUCGAACGUGCUGUUCUUGGUGCGAUUCGGUCCGGGACCAUCCCAAGUUCGAGCGAUCGGAACAUGUUCUCGCCACUGACGUUCGCCGCGCGGUGUGGUGACGCGGCGGCCAUGGAAGUGCUGCUCGCUCAGCCGGGCGUGGAUGUGGAUGAGCAGGACUUGGACGGGUGCUCGCCCAUAAUGGCUGCCGCCAAGGUGGGCAACGUCGAGGCCUUCCGUGCCCUCGUAUUCGCCGGCGCCAACGUGAAGCUGAGCAACAAGCGCGGUGAGACGGCCAUUGGGCUGGCGCAGCAGAGCAAGAAGAGGGACUUCUUCGAGCAGGUCAUGCUCGAGUUCGCGCAGGAGAAGGGCAUGCCAGAGGGAUUCUACGCGCUGCACUGCGCGUCCCGACGCGGCGACACAGCGGCGGUGCGGCACCUGGCGAGCACGGGCUGCGACGCCAACAUCCCCGACGGCGACGGGCACACCCCGCUGAUGCUUGCGGCCAGGGAAGGCCACGCGGGCGUGUGCGAGCUCCUCAUCUCCUACGGCGCCCGCUGCGACCUCCAGACGCCUCGCGGCGAGACGACGCUCUCCCUGGCGCGGGCGGCGCUGGCCACGGUGGCGUUCAACAUGGCCGAGGAUGUGAUCAUGGAUGAGCUGGGCCGGCAGGCGGUCCUCCAGGGCGCGCGCGUCCGGAAGCACACCAAGGGCGGGCGCGGGAGGCCCCACGGCAAGCCGCUGCGGAUGGUGGCCGCGGCGGGCGUGCUGCGGUGGGGCGGGUCGAGCCGGCGUAACGUGAUCUGCAGGGAGGCCGAGGUCGGGGGCAGCUCGGCGUUCCAGCGACACAGGCAGAGGAAGGGCGACGCGUACGAGCAUGGGCUGUUCCGCGUCGUGACGGCGACGGGGAGGAGAUUCUUCUGGGGGGGCUGUACAUGCCGGCUUUUCUGUGCAUUGCUUGCGUUGCCGUGA